Molecule: messenger RNA, 1640 nt
Organism: Talaromyces stipitatus ATCC 10500
Lineage: Eukaryota; Fungi; Ascomycota; Eurotiomycetes; Eurotiales; Trichocomaceae
Product: MFS transporter, putative
Exons: 6
Coding region: 23-1522 (499 amino acids)
Biological process (GO): transmembrane transport
Cellular component (GO): membrane
Molecular function (GO): transmembrane transporter activity
Source: RefSeq, a predicted model, not a curated record
UAGAUAGCAAUUGCAAGUCAAUAUGGACGAGGAACGCACAAGUCUCGACAAACAGCAGCAAGAGUUCAUCGAAACCGAAGAGGCUGGCCCUGCCAAGCCCGUAUUCAACGAUGAAAUCUUCAUGCCUCCAGCCCUCGCGGCUCUCAGUGAGGAGGAGUAUGAGAGAGUCAAGAAAUCCGCUGUUCGGAAACUAGAUCUUCGCAUCAUGCCUGCUGUUGUAUUGAUGUAUAUCCUGAAUUAUCUGGAUCGUCAAAAUAUCGCGAGUGCUAAAUUGGCGCAUCUCGUCGAGGACUUGAAUAUGACUAGUGUUCAGUAUCAGACGGCAGUUAGUCUGUUGUUUGUUGGUUACAUCACCAUGCAGGUCCCUUCAAACAUGAUUGCAAGUAAAAUCAAAUAUCCCGGUAUCUACAUCAACGUCGCAAUGGCCAUCUGGGGUGCAAUCUCGGCAUGUACCGCUGCAGUUCAUAGCUUUUCCGGACUGGUAGCAGCACGAUUCUUUCUCGGUGUUGUCGAAGCUGCCUUUCUACCCGGUGUUGUCUACUACAUCUCGCUGUUCUAUAACAGACAACAAAUGACCCUCCGCACCGCCAUAUUCUACUCUGGCUCUCAGGUCGGAAAUGCCGUCGGUCCGCUGAUUGCUAUUGGAGUAUUGAAUCUAGAUGGUAAACAGGGAAUCAGCGGAUGGCGCUGGUUGUUUAUCAUCGAGGGAGUCGUUACUAUCUUCUUUGCUAUUGUAUUUGCACUCAUUCUGCCGAGCUCCUUGCAGGCGAUCCGCGGCUUCUCUAAACUCGAGAGUGAGUUUUUGUUGUACAACUAUGCCAAGGAUAUUGGACAACAGGAUCACAAGGACGAAGCGAGUGCAUGGAAGGGUGUCAAACUCGCUGUCAUGGAUCCGAAGACGUGGUUGCUUCUGGCCACUUUGUGGGCUACCUAUGUGUCCGCCGCUGUCGUCAACUGGUUCCCAUCGGUCGUUGCUACUUUGGGAUAUUCGCGCAACACUACCUACGGUCUCACUGCGCCGCCUUAUAUACUCUCGUGUAUUGUUAUCAGUCUCGUGGGUUGGCAUUCAGACAAGAAACAAGAACGAUUCCUUCACGUUGCUAUUCCACUUGCAGUGGCUGUGAUUGCAAACAUCAUUGCAGUCGCUUCCCUGAACACAGGCGCUCGAUACUUCGCAAUGAUGCUCAUGCCCGGAAGCUGCUACUCUGCUGCCAUCGUUAUCCUCUCGUGGGUUACGGGUACUUUGUCCCAACCUGCCGUCAAACGUGCCUCGGCCAUUGCUUUGAUCAACGCCGUCUGCAAUACACCCAACAUCUGGACUUCGUAUAUCUACUACGGUGCGCCUCGCUACCUAGCUGCAUUCCUACUCAAUAUGGCCAUGGCAGCGUUGGCGAUUGUAUUUGCAUUUGCUUUGCACAUCUAUCUCCGCAGAGAGAAUGCCAAGUUGGAUAGGGGUGAGGAUUCGGGUAAGAAUGGGCCUACAGCUGCUCAGCAGGCUGCUGGAUUUAGAUAUUUGAUCUAGUUCACUGGAAUCGUGCUGUGAUAUAUGUCGAGAUUUGUAUGACUUAAGGAUAUGGAUGAAAUGCUCUGGAUAGAGAUAGAUGAUUUAUAUGAUAUAGGAAUAGAGUGUUAGACAUGAG